AGGACCUUAGAAUCCUGAGACAUUUUGGAUUCGCAGCACUCAAGAUUGACCCAGAGUUUAGAGUUCAUCAUGUCCAAGUUGAAAAGUUCAGAGUCAGUCAGGGUGGUGGUUCGCUGUCGGCCCAUGAAUGGCAAGGAAAAGGCUGCUUCGUAUGUCAAGGUGGUAGAUGUGGACGUAAAGCUGGGACAGGUAUCUGUGAAGAACCCCAAAGGAACAGCCCAUGAAAUGCCCAAGACCUUCACCUUUGAUGCAGUCUAUGACUGGAAUGCCAAGCAGUUUGAACUCUAUGAUGAGACGUUCCGACCGCUUGUGGACUCCGUCCUGCAAGGUUUCAACGGAACUAUUUUUGCCUAUGGACAGACUGGCACUGGGAAAACCUAUACAAUGGAAGGAAUCCGUGGUGACCCUGAAAAACGAGGAGUCAUUCCUAACUCAUUUGACCACAUCUUCACCCACAUCUCUCGGUCCCAGAAUCAACAGUAUCUGGUCAGGGCUUCUUACUUGGAGAUCUACCAGGAGGAGAUCCGAGAUCUGCUUUCAAAGGAUCAGACCAAACGGCUGGAGCUCAAAGAGAGGCCCGACACAGGAGUGUAUGUGAAGGACUUGUCUUCCUUUGUCACCAAGAGCGUGAAGGAGAUAGAACAUGUGAUGAAUGUAGGAAACCAGAACCGUUCUGUUGGUGCAACCAACAUGAAUGAGCACAGCUCACGUUCCCAUGCGAUUUUUGUGAUCACUAUCGAGUGCAGUGAGGUGGGCCUGGAUGGAGAAAACCAUAUCCGGGUAGGGAAACUGAACCUUGUGGAUCUUGCUGGCAGCGAACGGCAAGCCAAGACUGGUGCACAAGGGGAAAGAUUGAAGGAGGCCACCAAGAUCAACCUUUCUCUUUCAGCCUUGGGUAAUGUCAUCUCUGCCCUAGUGGAUGGCAAAAGCACUCACAUUCCAUAUCGGGACUCAAAGCUUACCAGGCUCCUCCAAGAUUCCCUCGGUGGCAAUGCUAAAACUGUGAUGGUAGCCAAUGUGGGGCCUGCCUCUUAUAAUGUAGAAGAGACUCUGACCACUCUGCGAUAUGCCAACCGUGCCAAAAACAUUAAGAACAAACCGAGGGUCAAUGAGGACCCUAAGGAUGCCCUCCUUCGAGAGUUCCAGGAAGAGAUUGCUCGGCUCAAGGCCCAGCUGGAAAAACGGUCCAUUGGCAGGAGGAAGAGACGAGAGAAGCGGAGGGAAGGUGGUAGCAGUGGUGGGGGUGGGGAAGAGGAGGAGGAGGAGGAGGGAGAAGAGGGUGAGGAGGAAGGGGAUGAUAAGGAUGAUUACUGGCGGGAGCAGCAAGAAAAACUGGAGAUUGAGAAGCGGGCUAUUGUAGAGGACCACAGCUUGGUUGCAGAGGAGAAGAUGAAGCUGCUGAAGGAGAAGGAGAAAAAAAUGGAAGACCUGCAGCGGGAGAAGGAUGCCGCUGAGUUGCUGGGUGCCAAGAUCAAGGCCAUGGAGAGCAAGCUGCUUGUUGGAGGAAAAAAUAUUGUAGAUCAUACGAAUGAACAGCAGAAAAUCCUGGAGCAGAAACGACAGGAAAUUGCAGAGCAGAAACGCAGAGAAAGAGAAAUCCAACAACAGAUGGAAAGUCGAGAUGAGGAGACCUUGGAACUUAAAGAGACGUACAGCUCCUUGCAGCAAGAGGUGGACAUUAAGACCAAAAAACUCAAAAAGCUCUUCUCCAAGCUUCAGGCAGUGAAGGCUGAGAUCCACGACCUCCAAGAAGAGCACAUCAAGAAGCGCCAAGAGUUGGAGCAGACUCAGAAUGAGCUCACCAGGGAGCUGAAGCUCAAGCAUCUUAUUAUAGAAAACUUUAUUCCUCUGGAAGAAAAAAGUAAAAUUAUGAAUAGAUCCUUCUUUGAUGAAGAGGAAGACCAUUGGAAAUUGCAUCCUAUAACCAGAUUGGAGAAUCAGCAGAUGAUGAAACGGCCAGUCUCAGCUGUGGGAUAUAAGAGACCAUUGAGCCAACAUGCAAGGAUGUCCAUGAUGAUCCGUCCAGAGGCCAGAUACAGGGCAGAAAACAUUGUGCUAUUAGAGCUGGACAUGCCCAGCCGGACCACCAGGGACUACGAGGGCCCAACCAUUGCCCCCAAGGUCCAGGCUGCAUUGGAUGCGGCUCUGCAGGAUGAAGAUGAGAUACAGGUGGAUGCAUCAACUUUUGAAAGCACUGCAAAUAAGAAGUCCAAGGCCAGGCCUAAGAGUGGAAGGAAGUCAGGAUCCUCCUCUUCCUCAGGAACUCCUGCAUCUCAGCUUUAUCCCCAGUCUCGGGGGCUGGUUCCAAAGUAAAGCAAGAUCCUCCUCUCCCAGGGCGUGAACAGCAUCUGCCUUCCAAGAGAAGAGAUGAGCAAAAGACUGCAGAGGGGACUUGAGCCCAGACUCAGAACUGUUCCACUGAGGAGAAGCCAUGGCCUCUUUGCAGAUUCACCACCUGAAUCUGGUCGAAUGUGCUGGUCCCAGUAUGGCAUUCCGCCCCUCUGGGAAACGCCUUUUAAUUAGCAUCUCAGCAAUGUAUGGGUAAGGUAAAGUGCGCUAGUCCAAGUGGAAAGCAAGAGAAUGACCAGUGACCUUGCUUCUCCUCCUGUUCCCCUGCCCUCCCUUCCUCUCCCCUCUCCUUUUCUAGCCUGUUCUUCAUGCUGGGCUCCCUUUCUGUUGAACAGUACGGAAGAAUCAGAAGUCACCUUAGCAGGAAAACAUCUUUUGGAGCCUCGGGAUAAAAUGACAGUGAGGUUGAAACAUAAAUAUCCCAGAACUUGGGUAGGUGCCUGUUCUUGUAGGCAGAAAUGAGAAGUCUCAUUUGGAUCCAAACCCAGGUAGGCACCAUCAGUGAUCUUACCUCUGUGUCCCACCAUGAGAAGUGGAUCUGCCUUUGGGAGCUACUCAGUGAGGAACUCUCUCCCAGUUUCUGCUUCUGAGGGAGUCAAUGUUGGAAGCAAUAGAAGUAACAUUCCUGUUGCCUCUUUGGAGCGUUUAGGGAAGCAGCUUCUUUAAAACCUCAAAACCGUGGCCAUCCUGUUAAAGACCUAAAUCUGGAGGCCAGUGCCAUGUCCAUUCACCGUGUCACUUUACUCUUCAUUUCUCUCCGUCUUUUGCAUGCGUGCAUACUCUGCACAGGCCCGUCCUCUGCCUCCAGAGCAUGCCCUGCCGUGGGCUUGCUUUGUGGGAGAAAGGAGUCUGGCUCAGCCUUCUCUGGUGGGACUGGAGUUGAGGGAAAGAGACACACAAUGGCGCCUUUGAGUUUCCCAUUUUGUUCCAUAUUGACAUGGAGAGCAGAAGAGUAGCAGACAGAUGCAGAGACGGAGAUGUGUGAGUCAGGGCAGUGAAACGGUGAGACACAGCAGAUGGAAGUGAAGGAAUCCUCCUGCCUUCAGCAGAGAACGCACCAAAUCCUGGAACUGUGGCUUCCUCCAGGCGGAACCUGAGACGCUGGUGAGGAGUUGCGUGAUUGAACAGGCUCUGAGGAGAGUUCGGAAUUCCUGUUUACAUACACGAGUUUGGUUUGUAAGUUUUAGUUCCUUGUAUUAUUGAGAUUCAGAGCUUCGUUUUUUGUUGGUCAUUAGGUGGAUGUUAUUCAUUUUCCUCUUAAGAGAAGCUCAUAAGUAUGUGUGGGUGUGAGAGCACAGUGGUACCUGUGUUCUGUGAGUGUGUCCAUGUGUGUCUGUAAGAGAGAGAGACCAAGAACUCGCCCAGUUUUGAAAUUCACGAACGUGCAGUUUUUGCCUUUUGUCUGUGUUAAAAGCCCAUUGAAUGACUAAUCUAGGCAGACGCACUCCCAUAUGGGUGUCUGAGUCCAUGAGCCAAGCCUGGGGGGACAAUGUGAGUCCCCAGGUCUGCCACACUGGUGUACCUUGCUGGCACGGUACCUCAGAAAGGUGGCGACUCGGGUGGGCUUCGAGUUAUGUGUUAACUCAGCUGCUCAGUUCCCAGGGCACACUUCUGGCUCAGAACCCUUGGGAAAGAGAAGGUACCAAGUGCAAUGUCUUAGCAUUCUGCAGAACGGAGGUCUGUUGUCCAGCAGCUCAUUUCCUUUUUAGUGACCAUUCUUUCUGAACCCAGGCCUUUUUCAGCAGUUCCCAGAGCACAAUGAAGCCUACCCUCAUCUUCUCUCUGGCUCUUCCCUGCAUUUUUCGCAUUUACUAAGCAUUUGUCUGUUUGAAUAGGAUCCAAACAAUGAGGCUGAUAACCUCAGGUGGUUAUCUGCUGGUUACAUGUAUAUCCCACACCACAUCUCCAAGGCUGGUCUAAAUUCCAUAGGCUGAAAAUAUUCAUGCAGCAAAUCUGAAAACUGAAAAUUGCAGAUAACACUAUACCUUAAUACUGAUAUCUUGAGGUGCUUUUCUGAUUGGGGUGGUUAAGUGGCACAUAGAACUUUCUAAGAAGGCAAAAGAAGAAAGACAAAUUGACAGGCAUGCCUUGUACUCAUGUGUUCAUGUAGUGGCCUGUGGAAACCAAGCAAAAGAGCACUCACUUGGGGGCAGCCCCUUCGGGUCCCCUUCCACAGUGGGAGCUUUUCUAUCCUCUCAAUAAGUCCUGCUUUCUCACUUAAAAAAAAAAAAAGAGCACGCACUUGGAGAUGAAGCUGUCCUUUUCCAAGCAGUCUCUGGUGCUUUUCUUCUCUCAAAAUGGAUCUGAUAAAUGUUUGGAUAGAACAGAUGGUAGAAUGUCUUGCUGCCAUGAGAAAGCUGCUGCAUUGGGUUCUGAGUUGAGUGAAAUAUAUAGAAGACCCACAGAACCCACUGAGGGACCAGGUUUUCAUGUCUAUAGUCAUGUCUAAAAUAUUCUGAGCCAUUUAAGGACCUCAAUGCCAGCAGCAGCCAGUGAAAUCUGAAAGUCUUACAGUAUCUAAGAUAACCAGUGGGAGAAGGAGUUGAGACUGUGUGCAACCCUCAUCAGACCCCUUUUUGCUCGGAUCAUAGAAUGUAUCUGACUUCAUAUUUUAAAGUUACGUGUCUCUCAGACCCCUGGAUUCAGAACCCAAGGCUACCAAUCAUAGGCAUGAAGCACUUUCUUAAGAUUCUGACCCAAUGUUGGAUUGUCCCCAUCUAACACCUGCAUGCUGCUUGAAUUGCUUCACCCACACCUCCAUGACCAAGGGCGCCAGAGAGCUCUGCAGCUUCUGCAUGGGCCACUUUCUGCUUUCCUUUCUGACUCUUGGAAGGCCUCCCUCACUGAAUGUAGAAUCAUUGCCAAGUUCCUGAGAAGUGUCGAUUCCCUGUUAACGUGGAAUAUCAGUCCUGCUUCGCAUCUCUCACUUAAGGUUGAGGCAUCUGCGAACAACACCUGGACCGUCUGAACCCCAGCAGUGGACUAAAUGGGGCUCUUCAUGUACUCUAAAAGCCAUACUAAAAAUGCUCAGAGGGAACUGGAUAAGAACACUGGGCCUGGCUAUUGUCUAUCACGCAAGACUUUGUCUUGUACUAUUUGGAAAUCUGUCACCUUUCUGCCUACCCUCAUUUCUGUAAUGAAAUGCUUUUGAGGUUAUUUGUGAAAGGAGUGAUCCUGGGGUAGUGGGCUUGAUGGUUCCCUGGAGUUACUAUUGAUCUUGACCUUCUCUUUGGCUACCUUUAGACAAAGAAUAUGCCAAUACUUGGGGCUCUGAGUUUUACAGUUGAUAUUUAUUUGUAUCAUCUCUUUGUCUAGGAAUGUAAAAGUGAUUCUAAACUAAGAUGUGUAAUAAAAAUCAAUCAGAUUUAUUGUACCUACAAAAA
Carlito syrichta (Philippine tarsier) is the source of this 5732-nucleotide messenger RNA. RefSeq names its product kinesin family member 3B (gene KIF3B). The transcript has 8 exons. The coding region runs from base 70 to 2313 and encodes 747 amino acids. Gene Ontology annotation, molecular function: ATP binding; microtubule binding; microtubule motor activity. Gene Ontology annotation, biological process: microtubule-based movement. The record is from RefSeq and is a predicted model, not a curated record. Lineage: Eukaryota; Metazoa; Chordata; Mammalia; Primates; Tarsiidae.